Ipomoea nil (Japanese morning glory) is the source of this 1591-nucleotide messenger RNA. RefSeq names its product F-box protein At5g49610. The record is from RefSeq and is a predicted model, not a curated record. Gene Ontology annotation, molecular function: protein binding. The transcript has a single exon. The coding region runs from base 285 to 1376 and encodes 363 amino acids. NCBI's taxonomy places the organism in Eukaryota, Viridiplantae, Streptophyta, Magnoliopsida, Solanales, Convolvulaceae.
UCGGAAGAAAAACGGUUUUAGGUGAUCCAAGUUGGGCACAAAUCAAUCAAAAGGCCACCCCACCUUUUAGAGUGACCCAACUUCGGCUUGAGGCCCUAUAUCGUUUAGCCGAUCUUGAGUCGGAAUUGCUACCAUUUCUAUCUUAAUUUUUUCAACGGAAACAAAUUUCUUCUACCUACCACUAUAUGCUGGAUGGGGAUGAGGGAUAUGAUCGAUCGGUAACUGUAAGUCAUUUUCUUAAGAAUUCUUGAAUUUUCAUUUCAGUGUUUCUUUUGAUUUAGGAGAUGAAUCCAAAUGUGAAUGGAUUCUUCCCCGAAGAAGUAGUUCUCCGGAUUCUUGCGCGAUUGCCCGUAAAGUCACUCCUCAGAACGAAAUGCGUUUGCAAACUCUGGCAUAAAUUAAUAUGUGAGAAGUACUUCACUCGGAUCUACAACCAAGUAUCUGUUAAAAAUCCCAUGGUUUUGUUUGAGGUGAAUGAGUCUUGUUCAGAAUCAAAAUCAAGCUUAAUCUGCGUUGAUAAUUUGAGAGGUGUUUCUGAAAUUUCCCUAGAUUUUAUAAAAGAUAGAGUCAAAGUUAGGGCUUCUUGCAAUGGGCUAUUGUGUUGUUCCAGCAUACCCGAUAAAGGGGUUUAUUAUGUUUGCAACCCAAUGACUAGAGAGUACAAAUUGUUACCUAGAAGUAGAGAAAGGCAUAUGAGUAGGUUUUAUCCGGAUGGUGAGGCAAUGCUUGUUGGGUUGGCAUGUAAUUUGUUAACACAACAGUAUAAUGUUGUGUUGGCUGGGAAUCAUAGGGCAUUUGCGCACAGGGCUGAAAGGACUUUCAUAUGUUUGAUUUAUGAUUCAGUAUCUGGUAGGUGGAAGAAAUUUGUGUCAGUUCAAGAUUAUCAAUUUACGCAUAUGAAUAAGAAUCAGGUUGUUUUUGUAAAUGAGGCAUUGCACUGGUUAACAGAAACUACUCCUUGUUUGCUUGUACUUGAGUUGAAGAAGGGAAAUGGGAUGUGGAAGAAAAUUCAGUUGCCCAAUGAAGUAAGUUGUGGGGCUGGAAAACGGAUUUAUUUGUUGGAAUUGGAUGGGUGCUUGUCUCUUAUUCAGAUUUCAGAGGCUUGGAUGGUUGUUUGGGUGAUGAAAAAUUAUGGAACAGAGGAAUGGCAUAUAGUGGAUAGAGUGAGUCUUCGCUGCAUUAGAGGGAUGGUACCGGGUGUGUUCCCAAUAAGCCAGACUGGGGAGUAUAUUUUUCUUGCCACACACAAACAGAUUUUGGUGUAUCAGAGGAACACCAAAGAGUGGAAGGAGAUGUAUUCGGCCAGGAACACCUCAAAUCUGCCACUAUGGUUCUAUGCACAUUCAUUUCGGAACACACUUUUUUCAUGUCAUUGAUUCAUGUGUUAAUCUUUCUUGUAAACUGUGUUCUAUUUUGAUACAGCUCUUUCUAUUUCUCUUUUCUUGUCAUUUGUAUGGGAGUAUUACCAAUUUGCUUAUGUAAUGGGUGUUAGUGAUUUACAUGUUAAUAAUAGAGAAAUAUUUAUCAUUUUAGCAUUCAGCAUAUAUCUUAAGAGUUAUUUUACACGUUAAUAAUAGAGCUAAGAUUUUAU